Labeo rohita (rohu) is the source of this 1036-nucleotide messenger RNA. It is a transcript of the gene sptssa, whose product is annotated as serine palmitoyltransferase, small subunit A. Lineage: Eukaryota; Metazoa; Chordata; Actinopteri; Cypriniformes; Cyprinidae. The record is from RefSeq and is a predicted model, not a curated record. The coding region runs from base 81 to 287 and encodes 68 amino acids. The transcript is spliced from 2 exons. Gene Ontology annotation, molecular function: serine C-palmitoyltransferase activity. Gene Ontology annotation, cellular component: serine palmitoyltransferase complex. Gene Ontology annotation, biological process: ceramide biosynthetic process.
UUUUCCAACACCUGACUUUUAUUUUGUUAUGAUCUGGACCGGAAAGGGAGCGGUGGGACCAACACGAGCCGACUGAAAAUAUGGCGUUAGGAGAUGCCUGGAAACAAUUAUCUUGGUUUUAUUACCAAUAUUUGCUUGUAACAGCUCUUUAUAUGUUGGAGCCGUGGGAAAGAACUAUCUUCAAUUCUCUCCUGAUCACAGUGGCAGCUAUGGCCGUCUACACCGGUUAUGUGUUCAUGCCUCAGCACAUAAUGGCCAUACUACACUAUUUUGAAGUGGUCCAGUGACGUCACCAUCGUGAUCAUCAUGAUGCUCUCGACCUCCAUCUGGUGGCCGGAAACAUGAACUGCUCUUAAACUGUUCACCAUGAUGUCUGUGAUUUACUUCAAACAAGGACACUUGUGUAUGUUGAAAGAGACCAACGUUGAGGAGUGUGCUUAAGGCCUGUCGAAUUGUGUAAUUAUGUGUAAAGAGAGCACAGCCUGCAACUGCAAAAGCACACACUGCCCUUGCUAGAAAUGUAUCCUUUUAUAUAGUAUGACUUUUUUUGUUUUUGUUUUUUAAAUAACGCUUUUGUUUCGUUUCAUUCAGAUGAUAAAUAUUUUUUGAUAUAAAUGUGUAUAUUUAAUUGUAUACAUAUUUGUAUAGUUUUAUAGAGGUUUAUUUUGGCUGACCUGAAAUGAUUUGGUUUGCCAUAUAGCGGACGGAUGAAUUAUUGAUACUGUUUUUGUCACCACCGGAAAUCUAUUUUUAUCAGACCCUUGUGAGUUAUGCGGUAAAUAAUUACCUGAUGUGUGAUGUCAUUGUUGAUACUUCAGAACUGGUUUCUCAGGUCAUAACCCGGAAAAAAAUGCUUAAAUAAACUUGAAUUGACUUGACCUUUGGUGUUUGGUAUGACUUUGAGGCAUUUAUUCAGCACGUGCGCAGUAAAAUUCUGUUUCUGCCUCAGAAAACGUGUCUUUUAUUUUGUGAGAAAUUUUAACUAAAACAUAUUUUGAUCUAUAAAAGAGAGAGAUUUUUUUUAUUUUUUUUUUAA